Molecule: messenger RNA, 1568 nt
Organism: Danaus plexippus (monarch butterfly)
Lineage: Eukaryota; Metazoa; Arthropoda; Insecta; Lepidoptera; Nymphalidae
Gene: CTL10
Product: macrophage mannose receptor 1-like
Exons: 6
Coding region: 106-1053 (315 amino acids)
Source: RefSeq, a predicted model, not a curated record
CGAUGUUUUGUAUUGUUGUGAUAUGAGGACGCAACACUAGCGAAGAGGCUACUUCGUUCGUGUAUAGAGACUAGAGCAGACGUAUGUUAGGUUGAAUUGUAAAAAAUGUCUGCUAAACUCAUUGUUACAUUGUUUUGCGUACAAUAUAUAUUUUUAACGAAUUGCCAAGAAGUGGCGAAGUUCUUCCGUAAAGACUACGUCUACAUUGACAGCACAAAGUCUUUUUACAAAAUCCAUACGAUACAUCGGGCGUGGGAAGAUGCUAAGGAAAUGUGUGACUUCGAAGGGGCCACGUUGUUUUAUCCAUACGAUGAAGACGAAGCCAAAGCCGUCAUAAAUUACUGGAACCAGACCCUACCGUUCCCAUGGAUAUUUAUAGGUGUAUCCACACCCAACGUUAGGGAAGUUUUUGAAACGGUAGACGGUUUAUCUAUAUCUCAGGUAUACGAUAAUUGGGGUCUAGGAGAGCCUAACAACGCCGGUGGGACCGAAGGCUGUGUAGUUUUGAGAAAGGACGGCACCCUUAAUGAUGACAAAUGUGCCGGAAAAUUGCCUUUCAUUUGUAAGAAAACGUUAAAUACUUUGGAAUGGAACAUGCUCUGUGAUUUACCUGAUAUGGGAUACGUAUACAAUGAACUAGGGAGAUGCUAUAAAUUCCACUUGAACCCUCGCAGUUGGUAUGAAGCCGUCAAAAUCUGUGAUGCAGAACAAUCGUACCUCGCUAUCAUAAAUUCAGAUGCAGAAGCAGAUGUCUUGGUUAACAUCACAAAAAACGCUCCAAAAGACGACAUCGAGGACACAAAUUACCUGAAUGGAGCCGUUCAUUUAGGAUUUAAAUUUAACCACAUUUGGAAAACUAUCAAACAUGAAUCAUUAAGGCGGAGCGGGUAUUCACAAUGGGGAGUCGGCCAGCCGGAUGGAAAGGGUAAAGAAACAUGUGGCUCGAUGUUUUUCAAUGGAAAACUGAAUGACAUAUCCUGCGACCUGAGAUGUUUCUUUAUUUGUGAACACGAACCCGCCAUCUUGACGACGGAAUACGACUUCAGGAAAUAAACAUACUAAGCUGUUGGAGUAGCUGGGGUUGAGUAUAUUAAUAAAAAUAGCUUAUGUAACGAAUAAAUACUCAAGUGACUAACAAUCUCUGCUGGCCAAAGAUAAACAUCAAGAAGUCUAUUAGAUAAGCGGGAACAAUAUGAUAGAAGAAGACACAGAGCUCGUGCAACAGUUUGCUAUGCCGUAUGUUCCCGUCUGGAUACCAUAAUGGCAUUUCGAAAGGAUAUUUUCGGACCGUCGCCUUUCCUACGUCGAGAACCUCCUUCCACGUAUUGUUCCUAUCGUCACCUGUAGUUAGAUUGAACACAGGUAUUUCUUGUGACCUGUAAUAUAUUUAGUUACUAUUAUUAUUAGGAAAAAAAUAAUUUUAAGAUAUCUUAUAUUUGUUUAGCUUAAAUUUUUGUGAAUAAAAUAUGUAUAGCGAGCGUUGAAAACAUAUGACAAAUAACACUUAAUGUAACCCAACUGAUAAUAAGACGUGUUUUUUAACUAAAUAUAGAGGUUUCUAGCUUUGA